CAAACAUACCUAUAUCGGGCCGAUAUCGGCUAUAUGAUGGAAUAUCUGUGUCGGCUACCAUAUAUCGGACCGAUGUCUAUCCGAUAUUGACAUAAUUCACUGAUAUAGGUCCGACAUUGGUCCGAUUUAUAUUCGUUUGACGUGAUUUAAGUUUUAUCAUGGUAACGUUUUUAAGCAUACAGGACCAUGAAACCGGGAAAAAAUUUCCGAAUUUUAACGCGUUUAACCAUUGAACGGAUAUUUAUCGUAAUUUGCACAAUGGUAAAUAGUUACCUACGCACCGUACAUUCGGGCACGCUUACAUUUGGCGGAAAACUCAACAAGGGACAAAAGUUCGAAUAUUUACAAUCGCUGGCACGAGAUAUCCGCAUUUUUACCCUAUUAGAAAAAAUGUCUCGACAACAGACACAAAUAUUGGACACUGUUCAUCAGGUAUUUGGUGUUGUGUCAAAGUUGGAAAGUCAAGAUGGUGGUGGACCAACUGAAUUGCCUGAUGAUAUUCAUUUACCAGUUACAAGCAUUGAAGAACUGGAGUUGGUUGAGACAGGUUUACAAGAACCUGGUUGUUUCAAUGGCUUGGUCACAUACCUGACACCGCAAGGAGGUAUCACAAGAAGCGAUAUGUCAAAAAGAGUCAUGAAACACUGCAUGUCAAAUCAGUUGGCACUUCAGUUCAACUGGUUUGGCAAGAAAGGGAAGAGAGCGUUUGGGAAACUGAAGCUGGCCAAGGCAGUGCAAAAAGCAGUCAUGAAAUGUAAAAAAUGUACAGCAGCUGAUUGUAGAGAAUGGUUUCGAAGUGCAUGUGACAGAGACGGGGGCCAUAAAAGAAGACAAAAAACCAAUGAAGGUGUCCAAGAAACACCCACUGAAUAGAACUUUUUAAUAUAUUUAUAGCGAUAUUGAAAGAAAAAAGAUGGCUCUUUUAAAUUGGAAGUAAUGUAAAGGACUUGUAUCAUUCUAGCCUAAUAGUUCAAGAACAUAUAGCCUAAGAAGAAUAAAUCAUACCUAAAUAGUGAUAUAGUUAAACUAAACAUUAUUGAGAUAUAUUUAAGAAACAAUAUCAGUUUCUGUGUUGUUCAUCGGCUAUUUAAAAUCAGUUUAAGCUUGUGUGUCAGGCAGGAUUAUAUAUAUUGUGUUUACAUCGUUGCUGGAUUAAUGAUUCUUCAGCCCCUGACCAUAUAUUCCGUUUAAAAGUGACGCCAUUCUGGCACUUGUAUGAACAAGCUGCAUUCUUGGAAUGACGUUUUUAUGGUGCUUACGAGUUCGCGUCAAUUUGUCUUAUAAAACUUAUAUCAAUCUGUUGGGUCGGUGAAUGUGAGAUGUUACUUUAGCAUCAUAUGAAAAGAAGAAAAAAAAGUGAACUGAAAACAUCAGAAAAAGUGCGUUAUUAUUUUUGCCGUAAAAAGAAUUUGAAAACUAUUUUAUUGAGGGAGAACAAAAAACAGCGGCAUAUUUG
Molecule: messenger RNA, 1456 nt
Organism: Ruditapes philippinarum (Manila clam)
Lineage: Eukaryota; Metazoa; Mollusca; Bivalvia; Venerida; Veneridae
Exons: 4
Coding region: 187-873 (228 amino acids)
Source: RefSeq, a predicted model, not a curated record